This is a messenger RNA of Rhinocladiella mackenziei CBS 650.93, 2331 nucleotides long. RefSeq lists its product as uncharacterized. Lineage: Eukaryota; Fungi; Ascomycota; Eurotiomycetes; Chaetothyriales; Herpotrichiellaceae. Gene Ontology annotation, cellular component: membrane; endoplasmic reticulum. The transcript is spliced from 3 exons. The coding region runs from base 1 to 2331 and encodes 776 amino acids. Gene Ontology annotation, molecular function: dolichyl-phosphate-mannose-protein mannosyltransferase activity. The record is from RefSeq and is a predicted model, not a curated record. Gene Ontology annotation, biological process: protein O-linked glycosylation via mannose.
AUGUCCACGCCCAGCUCCACCCUCCGUCAGCGAGGCGGCAAAGAAAAGAACAAAUCAUUGGCCAACGGGACACAAAAUGACAAAAGCCAGACCCAAACACUCGAAGAUACGCAGAAGAAGAGCGGAUCCAAAGAAUGGGACUAUAGGAUUGCCUUGGGAAUAAUCACCAUCCUUGCCUUUGCAACCCGGUUCUUCGGUAUCAGCCAUCCAAACGAAGUCGUCUUUGACGAGGUGCAUUUCGGAAAGUUUGCAUCCUACUAUUUACAGCGAACCUAUUUUUUCGACGUACACCCUCCCUUUGGCAAGCUUCUCUUCGCCCUUGUCGGUUGGCUUAUUGGCUAUGAUGGACAUUUCCUCUUUGACAACAUUGGUGAAUCCUAUAUUACCAACAACGUCCCGUAUGUCGCAUUUCGAGCAUUGCCUGCUCUUCUCGGAGCCCUCACGGUGGUGGUGGUCUUUUUGAUCAUGUGGGAAUCAGGCUAUUCUCUUCCAGCUUGUGUUUUGGCAACCGGAUUGGUCCUUUUUGACAACUCUCAUGUUGGGCAGACCCGGCUGAUUCUCCUUGACGCCACCCUGGUCUUCUUCGUCUCAUUGAGUAUCCUCUCGUACAUCCGAUUCUACAAACAACGACAUGGUCCAUUUGGCAGAAAGUGGUGGAAAUGGCUUCUCCUGACCGGCUUCUGCAUGAGCUGCGUCAUUUCCACGAAAUAUGUCGGUGCGUUCACCUUCUUCACGAUUGGAUGUGCCGUGUGCCUCGACUUGUGGGGUCUCCUGGAUAUCAACCGCAAGGAGGGAGCUCUGGAUCUCUUCACCUUUGGCAAGCAUUUCGUCGCUCGUGCCGUUGGCUUGAUUGUCAUUCCGUUCUUCUUUUACCUAUUCUGGUUCCAGGUUCAUUUUGCCAUCUUGACGAGAUCCGGUCCCGGAGACGACUUUAUGACACCAGAAUUCCAGGAGACUCUCAGCGAUAACCUGAUGCAUCAGGCUUCCAUCGACAUUCAAUAUUAUGAUUACAUCACCUUGCGUCACAAGGAUACCAAGACAUACCUGCACAGUCAUCCAGAGAGAUAUCCUCUUCGAUAUGAUGAUGGUCGUAUUUCCAGCCAGGGACAACAAGUCACGGGUUAUCCUUUCAACGACACCAACAACCAUUGGCAAAUCCUCCCCAAUCUUCCAAACCCUGAUGGAUCCCAAGCCGGCACUCCCGUUCUGAACGGUGACAUUGUCAAGCUUCGGCACGUCGUGACCAACACCAUGCUCCUGACCCAUGAUGUGGCUUCUCCUUAUUAUCCCACCAACCAGGAAUUCACCACGGUAUCUCUUGAUCUUGCUGCUGGAGAUCGUCACAACGACACAUUAUUCGAAAUCCGAAUGGAACAAGGAAAGAAAGGCCAACCAUUCCGGUCAAUGUCUGGUCAAUUCAAACUCAUCCACUACCCGACCAAGGUCGCCAUGUGGACACACACAACGCCACUUCCGGAAUGGGGGUUCAAACAAGCCGAAAUCAACGGCAAUAAGAAUUCCCAACAAUCCAGCAACAUCUGGUACGUCGACGAAAUCCCCAGCAUCCCAGCCGAUUCUCCCAGACUGGUCAAGGAGCCCAAGAAGACCAAAUCCCUACCCUUUUACGUCAAAUACAUCGAACUCCAACGCGCCAUGUUCUAUCACAACAACGCCUUGACAGCAAGUCAUCCAUACGCCACCCAGCCUUUCCAUUGGCCAUUCUUGCUGCGUGGAGUCAGCUUCUGGACCCAAGAUAGCACCAAACGGCAGAUCUACUUCCUCGGAAAUCCCAUUGGAUACUGGAUUGCCAGUGCCCUUCUCGCGGUCUUCGCCGGUAUCUUGGGCGCUGAUCAAUUGAGCCUGAGACGAGGCAUCGAUGCCCUUGAUCCACGCACCCGCUCCCGAUUGUACAAUAGCACGGGAUUCUUCUUCCUCUGCUGGGCCGCGCACUACUUCCCCUUCUACCUCAUGGGUCGCCAACUGUUCCUGCACCACUACUUACCGGCACACCUGGCUUCGUGUCUCGUGACAGGCGCACUGGUCGAGUUCAUCUUCAAUGUCGACCCCGUCCUCGACGAGGAAAUGACCGCCAAAAAGGACAAAGUCACCGGCAAACUGCCUGAUAAAGCGCGCCGAACCUUCCAAACCGCCCAAGAGAGACUGAAAGGCCAGAGCAUGGUCGCGACCUGGUCCGCCGCGCUCGUUAUUCUCGCCGCCGUUAUUUACGGGUUCUACUUCUUCUUCCCCCUCACUUACGGCUGGCCCGGCUUGACACCCGCGCAAGUCAACGCUAGGAAAUGGCUAGGGUACGAUUUGCAUUUCGCCAAGUGA